Messenger RNA from Rotaria socialis, 1125 nucleotides. NCBI's taxonomy places the organism in Eukaryota, Metazoa, Rotifera, Eurotatoria, Philodinida, Philodinidae. The record is from the annotation of a GenBank genome assembly.
AUGUCCAGCAAAGCAUCAUUGCCACUACUGAUCUGGAUUUUACAUGCGACAGUUUUCAUUUUUAUGAAUGAACAAGCAGCUGCAGCCAAUCCUUGCCUGGCUGAUGACUAUCAAAAAACUACGCUGAAGCUGGUCGAAGAACAAACAAUAGCUCGUUCUUUCUUUGAUUCAUCUGCAUACAACGAAGUAGAAAAGUCUCCUAACCGCUUCGAAGCAUCCGACAUUGUGCUUAGUCGUGAUGGUCAUGUCAUGUAUGUUGUAUUCGACAACACGUAUCAAAUAGGUGCAAUAUGUACCGCGUUGGGGCGAUCAUUCAACUGUACUGAUCAAUUACUAGAUUGGCCUGAUUCAUCGUUAAACAGAAAGAAGUCAGGCUUUGAAGGAAUGACUUAUAAUCCUACGAAUGGCAACCAUUUCGUUAUACAAGAAUCCAUAGAAACAGAUGUCAAGAAAGUGUUCAAAGCAAACGUUUUUGAAAUUCAUAUUAAUACAAAAGCUUCAUCGCCUGUUCGUAUAGUCGAGUCUUGUAUGGUGAAUUGGGAAUUUGGAUCUGAAAAUAAGGGUUUUGAGGGUCUUGAAUUUGCUUUUCAUCGAAGUUCCGGUAAAGCAUAUCUGCUUGGAUUAUGUGAAGCUAACAAAUGCGAUCACAAAUCGACUUCUAUUAAUGACGGACGUAUCGUGGUUCUAGAAAAGCAAAAAGCGACUACUAAAAAAUCGUGCUCUUGGGAACCUGUGAGUACGUUUGAUUUGCCAUCAUCUGUUCAUUUUAAUGACUAUUCGGCUAUAUCUAUUUACCAUCAAGAAUCAUAUGAAUUGCCAACGUAUGUAGCUGUGACAAGCCAAGAAAAUAGUCAAUUGUGGAUUGGUCUCAUUGAAGAAUUAGAUCAAGCACCUUUCUUUGAUGCAUCUUCACUGCAUAAGACAACGGUGUACGAUCUACCGCGUGCUACUCAAAUAGGAUCCAAUUGCCAAGUUAAAUAUUGCAAUAUUGAAGGAGUGGCUUGGCGAGGCAAAAAUCAGCUCAUUCUUGUUUCAGACAAGGCUAAAAGUGAUCAACAUAUUGAUUGCAUUGAAAAAGAUCAAAGUGUUCAUUAUCUUUCAUUACCAGAACAUUUGACUGAUUAA